This is a messenger RNA of Salarias fasciatus (jewelled blenny), 3240 nucleotides long. RefSeq names its product tumor protein p63 regulated 1 (gene tprg1). The transcript is spliced from 5 exons. Gene Ontology annotation, cellular component: cytoplasm. The record is from RefSeq and is a predicted model, not a curated record. NCBI's taxonomy places the organism in Eukaryota, Metazoa, Chordata, Actinopteri, Blenniiformes, Blenniidae. Bases 195 to 1148 code for a protein of 317 amino acids.
AACAAGGAAGUGCACCUGUAGCAGUUCUGACUUCAUGCUCUUCCCCCAUUAGCGGCGGUCCGGAAGGGCUCGGUGUUUCCUGGAAGACUCUCGGCUCGAUCCGGGACUGUGGCAGAGUGAGGAGGCUCCGCUCCUCCGCCCUGCUCUCUCUUCUCCUGUCUUCUCCUUCUCCAGAGGUGUUGUGAAGGCGCGUGAUGGCAGACGCCGAGGAGGACGCUGCGGCGCGCGAGGACGAGCAGCAACAGGUGAGCCCCUCCGCCGAGGCUCCUCCGGACCCCCCGGACCCACAACCCACCGCGGAGGCUCCUCCGGACCCCCCGGACCCACAACCCACCGCGGAGGCUCCUCCGGACCCCCCGGACCCACAACCCACCGCGGAGGCUCCUCCGGACCCACAACCCGCGGCGGGCCGGCCGGAGGACGCGGAGCGGCGGCCGGAGGAGGGCGGAGAGGCCGGCUCCCUGCGCGUGGACGUCCCCGUGGAGAUGAACGUGGGACACUUCAAAACGAGGAAGUUCUUCGUGCUGCGGCCUGGCACUCUGAAUCAGGCCAUCAAAGACAUUCAGGCUCUGGUGAAUGAGGAGGUAGACGGCGGCGUUCGCAGCAUUUGGCUCAUGGCAGAGGUGGAUCACUGGAACAAUGAGAAGGAGCGCCUCGUGAUGAUCACCGACAACACCCUCCUGGUCUUCAAGUACGACUUCAUCAUGCUCCGGUGCGACCAGAUCCAGAGGAUCCAGCUGAACUACGUGGACCGCAUCUCUUACGGCGGCUUCACUUUCCCCAAGCCGUCGCUGCUGCAGAGAGACGGGGAGGGGCUGCGAGUCUUCUGGGACCGGAUGAGAGAGCCGUCCUUCACCUCCAGGUGGAACCCGUUCGCCACGGACUUCCCCUUCAUCACCUUCACCCACCACCCUGUGAGGCACGUCAGCGACAGCCUCACGGCCCUCUGCGAUAUCCAUAACUUUCGGGAGCAGCUCAGGGAUGCAGCGCAGAAAGACCACGCCUUGAGGCCCGUUCCUGGGAAAGCCAACGGAGUCCUGGUCCUGAACCAGCCCAUCCACAUCGACGCCUAUGUGGGCGUCAUGUCCUUCCUUGGAAACCAAAACAAACUGGGAUACAGCAUGGCCCGAGGAAGCAUCGGCUUCUGAAGCUCUGCACUGUCUUAGGUUCUAGUUUUUGUUGUUAUUCUUUUCUGUUUGCUCAGUUUUAAGUCUUGAAUUCAAGCCCGUUGACUUGAAGCUACUUUGAAUUCCACAACGAUUGACCAAAAUUUAUUCCGCGUUCAGGUUUGCGUUUGUUCGCCGUGUUUCUGGGGAUGUUCUCUGUGAGCAUUAAACAGCUGUGUGAUCGCCCCCCCUCUGCUUAUUACCAGAGCGUGCUGUGUGAGCACUCAGAAAUAUCCACAUUUCAACACUGCUCUUCUCGGGAUGACGGAUCCCCGCUGCUCUCAAGGAGCUUUGUAUUUGCUCCUCAGUGAUAUGGUAAUUCAACUCUUUCGCAAUGGGACGCCUUUCUUCCUCCCCCGUGUGUGUCUGUUAAAAGCUCAUUCCUGUGCCAUUCAGCCCCUUAGAGAUUCACUGGAGCAUGGGGGCACAUUUGUCAGCUUAGUUUUAUCAUUUGUAGUGUAUUUUUACAGUGCAUACAGUGCAGGAAUUUCCCCUCGAUUUGUGUGCUCCCUUCCUUGUUUGGUAUCAUGUGUCUCCCUAUAACAGACAUAAGAACGCCGCCUCCUCAGAGCUAUAAAACAUGCUGAAUUUCCAUGCCCUUGCUUCAUCACAGAAAUACCUUCGCUUCUUUUAAUGCCAGGUUAGUUUUGGUGGAUUUGGCAACCGCCUGAAUUCACGAACGAUAGGAGGGAGGGAUUGUGAGAUUGGCUAAAAGGCUAACGUGAACAGAAAGUGUAACGUGGCGGCUGGAGAGGUAAACAGGGAAGCUUCGCUGCAGAGCCAAACUCACUAUUUUCCAGUCCGUCUGUAUCUUCAAGUUACUGACCAAAACAAAACUGGACAACAAAUGGGUUUCAUUUGAAGAAUGACGAGCCUUACUCCUUAAAGGAGGGGUGAGAAGAGUUGCGCUGCACCUCCACCACAAAAAGAGGCCAUUCCGGCGUUCUGGACGCCUUCUGAACACCUUCCAGUGCAGAGAGAACAAGAAGUUCAUCCACACAGCAAUGCUUUCAAGUGCUUUAGUUGUGUUUUUAGUGUCCGAGUACAAGACAACGGCGCACAGACACUGAAAAUGACACACAAGGUGGAACUUUAUAAGACUCUGUCUCAGUCUCCAUGUAAAUGGGGGAAAACGUAACUCUUUGAAAACUGUCAGGCGCCAGAUGUUACUGCUACUAGCUGCCAGAGGAAAUGCUUCUUAUGCACAAGUAUGAGUCAACGGACAGUAAGAAUGUUUUCCUCCAGAGAGUCGCGGCUCCAAAGAUACAAAUUGUGUCUCCCGGAUGAUGAAGGAUCGGCUUGAGACCCCCUGAGACGGCCAGAAUCGAGCCUGUGGAAAGUACAGUUAAGCAUGCUUUCGCUCGGUGACAAAAGAAAACAGCAUGUCUGGAUUGUUACCACAGAAAACGUUCAGUUAGCAGCUGCCCUCUUUCCCCCAACUCAGAAAGACUUUAUAUAACUAUGCAACGUAUCACCAAACAAACUUAAAUAGAUGUAAAGCAACAUAGCUGCAGUUAGAUUUGGUGCUUCACGAUACUUGCAGUUAAACUGAGGAAGUGGGGCUGAAAUGUCAAUUAUUAUCAUGGUUCAUAAAUUCAGUUUUCAUGGUUUGCAAAAAUGGUGAGUGACAGUUUCAUUGACUGCUGUAUCAUUGAUCGCGUGUCUCAGUUGAAUCUUGGGGAUGUCUGGUAUUUUAGCACAGUUUACUGGGAUAUUACAGUCCCCUGUGAAUGAAACAGAAAAUAAAUCAACUUGAAAAUUUAAGCCAAUGUUUUGUAAUUUUUCAGUUCUGUCUCAUGGGCCAUAAUGGAUCAAUGUUUAUAACCUCGAAACUUUCCAGGACUGAUGCUGCCUUCCUGAUGUCUAAGCUGUCCAAAGGCAAAAAUGAGUGUGGUUACUUGGAUGCUUUAAAUUCGGAAUUGGUUUAUUCUGAAUUAAGCAAUUCUGAAUUACAUUCAUGCGUUUGGUGUUACCAUGGUAAAAAUGAAGGAUUAAAUCCUCCUUAAUGCUGGGGGCUGCAAAGCGUUCUGAUUGGACGGUGUGACUGCGGCCUAGUGACAUCUACCAGAAGUAA